Messenger RNA from Apaloderma vittatum (bar-tailed trogon), 1108 nucleotides. RefSeq names its product dolichyl-phosphate mannosyltransferase polypeptide 1, catalytic subunit (gene DPM1). The record is from RefSeq and is a predicted model, not a curated record. The annotation marks the transcript as partial. The transcript is spliced from 9 exons. Gene Ontology annotation, molecular function: dolichyl-phosphate beta-D-mannosyltransferase activity. Lineage: Eukaryota; Metazoa; Chordata; Aves; Trogoniformes; Trogonidae. Gene Ontology annotation, biological process: protein O-linked glycosylation via mannose; GPI anchor biosynthetic process. Gene Ontology annotation, cellular component: endoplasmic reticulum membrane.
GCCCGUGAGGCCGGAGCUGGCGCUGUGGCACCGCUGGGACAACGACGCGGUUUACGUUGCUGCGGCGCGAAGCAAUUGCAGCGGGAGACCCGAAACCGUGACACGGAGUCGGUUUGAUCACUGUAAGCACGGUCGUGUGACACCACCUAGAGCGUAUCUCCCAACUGUCGGGAAUGGAAACAAUUUUGAAAUUAUCAUCAUAGAUGAUGGGAGCCCGGAUGGGACACAGGAAGUUGCUGAACAAUUGGAAAAGAUCUAUGGAUCAGAUAAAAUACUUCUAAGACCCAGAGCAAGAAAAUUGGGCCUCGGCACUGCUUAUAUUCAUGGAAUGAAACACGCCACUGGGAAUUUUAUUGUUAUUAUGGAUGCUGACCUCUCUCAUCAUCCAAAAUUUAUUCCAGAGUUUAUCAGAAAGCAGAAAGAAGGCAAUUUUGAUAUUGUUUCUGGAACAAGAUAUAAAGGAAAUGGAGGAGUGUAUGGCUGGGAUUUGAAAAGAAAAUUAAUCAGUCGUGGUGCCAAUUUUAUAACUCAGGUUUUGCUGAGACCAGGUGCAUCAGACUUAACAGGGAGUUUCAGGUUAUACAGAAAAGAAGUCUUACAGAAACUAAUGGAAAAAUGUGUUUCUAAAGGAUACGUUUUCCAGAUGGAGAUGAUUGUUCGGGCUAGACAGUUAGGAUAUACUAUUGGAGAGGUUCCUAUUUCAUUUGUGGACCGUGUCUAUGGAGAAUCUAAACUGGGAGGCAAUGAAAUAGUCUCCUUCUUAAAGGGACUGUUGACCUUGUUUGCUACAACGUGAUAGUUUAUGCUAAUUAACUUUUUUAGAAAAACAUUUUCUGACAUCUGUGUGUUUUUAAUACAUAAUAGUAGAAGCUUGAUAAUUUGUGUGGUAACCAGAAGACCUGCUAAAACCUAACAAUUAAAAAACCCAAUUAAACUAAAUAUGUUGUAUCCCAAAAUGCUUAUUUCAAAAUAAAUGAACUGUAUGUUAAAGUAAAAACUAAUAAAAGACUAAUGCUCUAUUCUAUUUUUGUAAAAAUAAUGAAGUCUUAAUAAAGAACACAAAGCUAAAUAUCUCUUGCAUUUAGAAAUUAAUCGUUAUUUAGCAGAA